Molecule: messenger RNA, 1104 nt
Organism: Malus domestica (apple)
Lineage: Eukaryota; Viridiplantae; Streptophyta; Magnoliopsida; Rosales; Rosaceae
Source: RefSeq, a predicted model, not a curated record
AUGGACUACGCACCUCAAGGCUUUGCACCUACAAAUUUCCAGUAUUGGCGCAGGUCGGAACAAAAUACCCAAAUUGCACUUAUUCACUGUGAGAGGGAGGAUGCAGAAGGACCUCUGCCUAUGCAGGAAUCAUCAAUGUCAGCUAUACUACUGGUGUUACUCCUCUUUGUUCUUCAUCUUCAAUCAGGGGUUCACUCGCUAGCCCCUCCUCAUGCUCACGAUUUUGGUUACUUGAAAUUUGUGUACAAUGCUACUGAUCUUCCGUUAGGAGCAAAAUACGACUACAUCGUAGUUGGAGGGGGCACAUCAGGGUGUCCAUUGGCAGCAACUUUAUCUGCAAAAUACUCAGUGCUCGUUCUAGAAAGGGGCAACCUUCCUACAGCAUAUCCGAACGUAUUGAAUCAAGAUGGGUUUCUAUACAAUCUCCACCAAGAAGAUGAUGGAAAUACACCGGUUCAAAGGAUCAUGUCUGAAGAUGGCAUUCCUACCGUAAGAGGCAGGAUCCUCGGGGGCACGAGCAUGAUCAACGCCGGUGUCCAUGCUCGAGCUAACAUAUCAUUCUAUAAUGAGUCAGGAAUUGAAUGGGACAUGGAUUUGGUUAAUAAGACAUAUAAGUGGGUUGAAAACACUAUUGUGGGUAGGCCAAAUAAUUCGGUCGGUGGUUGGCAAUCUGUUGCGCAAAAAGCAUUUUUGGAGGCUGGUGAUGAACUGCUUAAUAAAGGAGACCCAAACAACUUGCGAGUUGCAGUUCAUGCCACAGUAGAGAAGAUCAUCUUCUCAACGUUGUCUAAGAAAUCAACAAAUUUGUCAGCUACAGGAGUUAUAUAUAGGGAUUCUAAUGGAAGGUCUCAUCGGGCACUUGUACACGAUAAAGGAGAAAUUAUAUUAAGUUCUGGGACAAUUGCGUCUCCUCAACUUCUUUUACUUAGUGGUAUUGGCCCAAAGUCUUACCUAUCAUCUCUAAAAAUCCCAGUUGUUCUUGAUCUUCCCGAUGUUGGGCAGUUUAUGUAUGACAACCCUCGCAAUUUCAUUAACAUUUUGACCCCAAAUGAUGUUAGGAAUGUCGGCACUUCAUUGGCAGCUGCUUCAGGGAUGUCAUCGUGA